UAAAAAGGUAACAGAUAUUGACCUAACGUAGAAAACAAGUAACGAAUGCUAAUUUGGAACUAGAAAAACCAUUUCAGUCUAGAAUGGCUUUUGAUGAUAUUCUUAAAGAAAUAGGAGAGUUCGGACUAUAUCAGAAACGGAACUAUAUGUUAUUAGCCUGGGUGUAUCUAUUUGAUCUUCCUAUACUGGUUUUAUCUGUCUUUGUCAUGGGAAUUCCAGAUCACAGGUGCCAGAUUCCCAUUCUAUAUAACGACACUUAUACAGUUCAGGGAACACAACAUCAAACGCUUAUUGACCAAUAUAUACCUUUAGACAAAGAUGGUGAGUAUGACAAGUGUUCCCUGUAUGAUAUCAGCCAAUCAGCAACGGAGUUUGACAACGAAAGCCGACCAAUCAACGCCACCAAAAUAAAAUGUUCAGCUUGGGUUUACAGCGAAGAGGUCUUUUAUGAUACAUUUGUUACAAAGGAAAAUCUGGUUUGCGAUGAUAAAUAUAAAAUUUCGCUGACAAAGACGAUUUUCUUUGCCGGUGUUUUGACGGGGUCCUUCGUGUUCGGAAUGAUAUCAGACAUUUUGGGACGUCGGAAGACCCUUCUCAUUGCAAUCCUGCUUGAACUGUCGUCAACCCUCGCUUUGGCCUGGUCCUAUAAUUACGUCACGUAUGUCAUCCUACGUUUCUGUACAGGUGCUGCGUGCGUUGGAAUGUUUAUGACGUCAUAUGUUUUAGGAAUGGAAUGGGUUGGUCCCACCACAAGGACCUAUGCCGGUUUGAUUAUAGCCUUCUUUGGUCCAGUAGGGGAGCUCUAUUUCAUCCUCGUGUCCUAUUUUGCUCGGAAAUGGUUCUGGAUAAUCAUUGCUGUGGCUAUUCCCUUUGGAAUAGAUGCAAUAAUUUGGUGGUUCAUUCCCGAGUCACCGCGUUGGCUUUUUAGUCGAGGGAGAAACAAGGAAGCCGCCAAAAUCAUAGAAAAGGCCGCAAAAUACAACAAAAAGGAAAUUUCUCCAAAGAAGCUCGAGGAUGUUGUGAUAGAGAAAAGAGAAGCUGGAAAGAUAUGGCUCUUGUUUUCAGACAGGCGGCUUGGUAUCCGAACAGUUAUUAUAUUUUAUAACUGGAUGGUGGCUAGCAUGGUGUUCUAUGGCCUCUCUCUUAACACAGGGAUUCUUUAUGGAGACUAUUAUAUUAACUUUCUCAUCGUUGUGCUGGUGGAGUUUCCAGGCCAUGCAUUACCUCUGUUUAUGAUUGAUAGAUUUGGCAGAAAGAAGAGUCACUUUAUCUAUAUGGCUGUCGGUGGCAUUGCCUGUCUGAGCACAAUUUUUACCGUUACCUAUGGAGGAAAAGAUCUACAAAUCCUCACCACGGCUUUGGCGAUGGUCGGUAAGAUGUUCGCUACUGCUGCGUUCGCCACUAUAUACGUCCUCUCUGCAGAGCUGUUUCCCACCGCCAUAAGGAACGCGGGGAUGGGCUCCAGCUCCUGUUGGGCUCGAGUUGGAGGGAUGAUUUCACCAUUCAUAGCAGACACGGCCGAUUUAGUAGGCGGAAGCAGUGGCACAGCAGUACCACUGGUGAUAUUCGGAGGGGCGUGUCUCAUUGCGGCGGGGCUUACCCUCCUUCUUCCUGAAACGCUACAUCAGCUGUUACCAGAAACCAUCGAGGAUGGAAAGAACUUUACAACAAAAGAAUACAAAGAACGUUCAAAACAAUACAGAAUUGGACUUACAAAGGAGAUAGAAGUCACCAAAUUUUAAAACUCUUUAUAAUUUAGAAUACUAGUAUAAUAGAGUUGUAUUCAUAAAUAUUAGAAUGAUGCAUUACAUAUGCAUACAUGUACAUACCUUUUUUAUAUGUAGAAGUAAUAUAAUUUACCAAGACAGGGACAGAAAAAAGAUUGAAGCAUAGUUUUAUGGAUUUAUUUUUUCAUUAAUCAUAGGAUGGAAGAAAUGAAAAGUUAAAUAAAACGAUAAAAUACGAAUAUUGUUUAAAUUA
Saccostrea cuccullata (small rock oyster) is the source of this 1980-nucleotide messenger RNA. Its product is annotated as organic cation transporter protein-like. Bases 84 to 1742 code for a protein of 552 amino acids. The record is from RefSeq and is a predicted model, not a curated record. The transcript is spliced from 10 exons. Gene Ontology annotation, biological process: transmembrane transport. Gene Ontology annotation, molecular function: transmembrane transporter activity. Gene Ontology annotation, cellular component: membrane. NCBI's taxonomy places the organism in Eukaryota, Metazoa, Mollusca, Bivalvia, Ostreida, Ostreidae.